Molecule: messenger RNA, 3054 nt
Organism: Globicephala melas (long-finned pilot whale)
Lineage: Eukaryota; Metazoa; Chordata; Mammalia; Artiodactyla; Delphinidae
Gene: TOGARAM2
Product: TOG array regulator of axonemal microtubules 2
Biological process (GO): microtubule cytoskeleton organization
Cellular component (GO): cilium; cytoplasmic microtubule
Molecular function (GO): microtubule binding
Source: RefSeq, a predicted model, not a curated record
AUGUUUCUGUCCCCCGGCAAAGUUCUGGCUCCGCUGGCCGUGUACUGUGGGAGCAUCUCUUGGACCAGUGCUGCACUCCCGGGGGGAAGCAGUGACUCCAGCCCAAAGACUUUUGGAAAAGCCUCCCUCCGGCCAGUGCUGAGCGUCCUGCUAGAGAAGCCAUCGCAGCUCUUGAGUGGAUGUGGGGAGCCUGGCAGCCUCAAGCUGGGUGCUUCCCUGAAGGGCUGGCAGGCCAGGAAUGGCCAUCCCAGGAAGCCUGGGGCCCUGUCACUGGGCCCCCAGCCCCUGGGGCCACUUCCUUCGCUGGAGUCGGAGGCCAACCGUGUGGCCCGGGACACCACUCAGAUUAAGGACAAGCUCAAGACAAGGAGGUUCUUGGAGGGCUUGGCAGCAUCUCCCCGAGCCUCUCUGGAUCCUGGGGGAGCCCCCAAAGGAGUUCCCCUGAGGACCGCCAUUCCCCGGGCUGCCUCUCAGAUGCCCAGGCCGAUGACUCCCAUCCAGAGCCUCCCCACCACCCCGGAGGCCAGCGGAACCAAGGACAAAGGCCUGGACCCACCCAGGAGCCAUCAGGGACCCCAGGAACUGAGACCCGGUGCCCAGGAGGCGCAGGUGUCCCAGCAGUACCUGCACUGCAGUGGCGAGAAGAUGCACAAGUCCCUGGCGGGCAUUGUGAUCCCGCCCAUCCCAAAGGACAGGGUGCCCGCCGGGACCUCCUCCUGCACGCCUGGCUCCCUUCCCAGCCUCUUGCCUCCAGGCCAGGACAUCCUCAUGGGCCUGAGGCCUGCCACCACACGAUUGGUUCGGGAGGGUGGACCUUGGGAGAAGACCCCCGGAUCUCUGGAGCCAAAACCUUUGGUCCUGCCCGUCAGAGACAGGUCUGCUGCCCCUGAGAAGCCUGCCCUGCCUUCCUCUCAGUCUGCUCCUAUUCUGACAGCCUUCUCCUUCAGCCACGCCAAAGAAAGCCAGCCCUUGCUAAAAGAAGAGGACCAGAAGGAGAGUGGCACCAAGUUUGCCUUGAUCUUGUACCGGAUCCAGGUCACCAUAGCCAGGUCUGCCCAGGAGAAGAUGCAGCUGAAGCAGAUGAAGGAGAUGGAGUUGGUCCAGAGAGUGAAGGAGCGGGAGAGGGAGAGGGGGAGGGAGCUUGCUUCCCAGAGCCUGGGCUCCCGGAGGACCUUGAUGAAGGAAGGCCUCCUUACCCUCCGGGGCAGUGGGACCCUCUCUGUGCCCACUGGGCUGAGCAGGCCCUGCAGAAACAACACUGGCGUCAUCCUGAGGAAGCGGGCCGACAGGGCCUCACUGCCCAGCAUCCCUAGAACUAGGCAGGAAGUGAGAGCUCUGGAUUCCAGUUCAGCUCACUCCUUACCUGCGGUGCUUACUUUGGGGUCUCCUGAGUGGGAAGAAGAGGAGGAGACGGACCUUCGGGCUUUUAAGGAGCUAAGGCCUUUCUCGAACGCAGAGCUGGGGCUGGUGGAUGCCCUGCAGUGCCUGGACCGCAGCGACUGGCAGAUGAAGGAGAAGGGCCUGGUGAGCAUCCAGCGCCUGGCGGCCUGUCACUCGGAGGUCCUCGCUGGGAGGCUGCACGACGUGUCCUUGGCCGUGACUGGAGAGGUCACCAACCUCUGCUCCAAGGUGUCCCACGUAGCCAUCAGCACCCUGGGAGAACUCUUCCGGGCCUUGAAGAAGAAUAUGGACCAGGAGGCUGAAGAGAUCGCCCGCUGCCUGCUCCAGAAGAUGGGAAACACCAGCAAGUUCAUCCAGAGGGCGCCCAGCCGGUCCCUGGGGGCCAUGGUGCAGCAUGUGACCCCCACCUGCUCCCUGGUGGCCGUCACCUCGGCGGGCAUCUACCACCGAAACCCCUUAGUCUGGAAGUGCACUGCCGAGCACCUCUCGGUCGUUCUGGAGCAGAUAGGCGCCGAGAGGCUUCUCUCAGGCACCAGAGAGAGCACAGACAUGCUGGUGCACAACCUGGCGAGGCUGGCCCAGGACUCCAACCAGGACACCAGGUUUUAUGGCCGGAAGAUGGUGAAUAUCUUAAUGUCAAACACAAGGUUUGAUGCAUUUCUGAAGCAGUCCCUCCCAUCCCAUGACUUGCAGAAGGUCAUGACAGCUAUUAAACAGUGGGGAAUAGAAGAUGGUGAUGAACUUCCAUCUGCCAAAGGCCGCAAGGUGUCGAGGACUGUGGUGUGUGAGAAUGGGCUGCCCGGCGAGGAUGGGCUCAGCUCCAGUGGCCCGCAGCUGGCAGGGCUGCGCUCCUCCACGCGGGGUGGCUUGGAGAUGGCGGAGCAGCUGCGGGAGCUGACACGGCUGCUGGAGGCCGAGGAGUACCAGUCUCGGAUGGAAGGCGUGGGGCGGCUCCUUGAGCACUGCAAGGCCAAGCCAGAGCUCAUCACCGCCAACCUGGUCCGGGUCUUUGAUGCUUUCACCCUAAGGCUUCAGGAUUCCAACAAGAAAGUGAACCAGUGGGCGCUGGAGUCCCUCUCCAGGAUGAUGCCCCUCCUGAGAGAGAGCUUACAGCCCGUGCUGCUCUCCAUCAUCAUUGCUGUAGCAGACAACCUCAACUCCAAGAACUCAGGAAUUUACACUGCUGCGGCGACGGCGCUGGAUGUAGUGAUUGAGAGUCUGGACAAUAUCUGCCUCCUACGCGCGUUUGCGGGGCGGGUGCGUUUCCUGAGUGGCCGCGCAGUGCUUGAUGUCACAGAACGUCUGUCCGUGUUGGUGGCCUCAGUUUACCCCCGAAAGCCCCAGGCCGUGGAGGGCCACGUACUUCCGGUCCUCUGGUACUUCUUGAAUAACAUGUUCGGGAACGGCAUCCUGCCCGGGCGCGGUGGGAGCGUCUGCACGGCCGUCUGCCGGCUGUGCAGGAGCCUCCAGGGGCAGAUGGGCUCCUGGCUGCAGGACUUGGCCGCCAGCCAGCCAAAGCAAGUCCUCAAAACGCUCCAGGAGCUCUUAGACCCGGAAUCCCUGUGAGACAGCCCCAAGGUCACUGACGGGGCGGGGGGGAGGGCACCUGACAGCAAGACAACUGGCAGCUCACGCCCCUUUCAUCUGGAUUAA